Molecule: messenger RNA, 1746 nt
Organism: Daphnia magna
Lineage: Eukaryota; Metazoa; Arthropoda; Branchiopoda; Diplostraca; Daphniidae
Gene: Ctns
Product: cystinosin
Exons: 11
Coding region: 191-1387 (398 amino acids)
Biological process (GO): L-cystine transport
Cellular component (GO): lysosomal membrane
Molecular function (GO): L-cystine transmembrane transporter activity
Source: RefSeq, a predicted model, not a curated record
UAAGAACCCAUUUUUAUGACAAUGCUGGCAGAUUGUUGUUUAUAUUUUUUUGCAAAUUACGUCGUCUGCUGAUACUGCGUUUUGGGAUUUGGGGUUGAAUGUCGAGUGUAAAAAUCCAAAAGGGGGGGCGUACAUACAACUAGUGAUCGUUGGAGAAGGGUCACGGCAACUUUUUAAGAAUUGAUUCAACAUGACUGUAGCACAUUCUCGUAAAAGUGGACAACAAUGGUGCGCUGCCAUCUGUCUUCUUUUACCUCUAGUCUUGAUUGGGUGCGGCGGAAGUGAAUUGAGUUGCAUUCCUCAUGAUGUUCUAGUCCAUAUCGGUGGUGAAACAGAUGUAGUGUUAUCACUCAGUGGUUUUAAUGAUCCUGUCGAAAUCUACCCUCUUUAUGAGCCUGUGAAUGCAGCAGAAAAGAUAACCAAUCUAGGAAAUCUGACUCUAUAUGGGAAUCCAGAAGGACUGAAUGUUAGUUUGACAAUUCAUGCUGUUCGUGGUGGUCAUGUUACAGUCUACUUCAAUGCCACUACCCCAGCCAUAAAUGAUGAUGAGGCAUAUGUCAGGGUGACUAUUAUUCACUCUGAGGAAGUUUUCUUUGUGUGCAUUGCUGUUGGUUGGAUUUAUUUUGUUGCCUGGUCAGUUUCCUUCUAUCCUCAAAUAUAUGAAAAUUUUAAGCGAAAAUGUGUUGUUGGUUUAAACUUGGACUAUGUUGUCCUGAAUGUGCUUGGGCAUUCUGUCUAUGGCCUCUUUAAUAUGGGUCUCUACUGGAUACCAAGUGUUCAGCUCCAGUAUUAUGAAAUCCACCCCAUGGGCGUCAUUCCAGUCCAGACAAAUGAUGUGGUAUUUUCAGUGCACGCUACCGUUUUCUCUAUUCUAACUGCCAUACAGUGCAUCAUAUACGAGAGAGGUGAUCAAAAAGUGUCCCCCUACACAUGGGCGUUCAUCGGUGUUUCUUCUGCAUUUAUUUUCAUCAGCACUAUAGCAGCAGUUACCUAUAGUAUUACAUAUCUUUCUCUCCUUUACUAUUGCUCCUACGUCAAGUUAAUAGUAACCCUGAUCAAGUACAUUCCUCAGGCACACCUGAACUACAAACGACAAAGCACUAUUGGAUAUUCGAUUGGUGGAGUGCUUCUUGAUAUUACUGGUGGAUUGCUGAGUGUCCUUCAGAUGUUCUUAUUAGCUUACAACAAUGAUGAUUGGGAUUCCCUGUUUGGUGAUCCUACCAAAUUCGGCCUGGGCCUUUUCUCCGUCAUGUUUGAUUUGCUCUUCAUUGUUCAACACUACGUACUCUAUCGGAACAACAACCCACCUGCUGUUUACCUUCCCAUUAAUCGUGACGAUUAUCUACCAAUCGACGACGAUCGAAGCACUCCAUCGAUAAUGGCAUAAUGGCUUUCACGCGACGGGAUUUCCGCACAACUUUUUCGUUUCCGUGUCCCUCUUCCUCUUCCAAUGUUCUUGGGGAUUUGCUUUUGAUAGCCACCUGAGGAGUCGCCCCCAUUCUUUUAGCACCAACCGCUGUUGAAAAAAAAAAAAAAAAAAAAAAAAUUCUUUUUGCUGUCACUGUAAUGAAACUAAUUAGGUAUUUAUACCUUGAACGUGACAAACUUCUGCUUCUACUCCAAGCGAGACAAGAAAAUCCAGCCACAAAGUUUGUUUCGGUGAAAGGCGAUCGUUAGGACCUUUAACUUCGAUAAUUCUCCACUUCUAAAAAAUGAAAUUAAAGAUCAAGUUUUGGUUUUACUUCA